Molecule: messenger RNA, 2510 nt
Organism: Syzygium oleosum
Lineage: Eukaryota; Viridiplantae; Streptophyta; Magnoliopsida; Myrtales; Myrtaceae
Exons: 8
Coding region: 175-2328 (717 amino acids)
Source: RefSeq, a predicted model, not a curated record
CGAAGCAAGUUUGCUUCGCCGAAGAGAGAAGUCGAAGUGCACUGAUGCUCAGCUCCUCUGUUCUACAUUGACCCUCCAUCGUGGCCAACCCAAACUGUCUCGUGGAAGGAGCAAGAAACGAUCCUCAAGUGACUGAACCCACUCUGUUUUAAGUUUUGGGUUGCUGUAACUAUCAUGGCCUACGUUUAUCGGCGUAAGCGACGUUGGGAUGACAGGGAUGGCCCGUCCCGUGUUCCAGCAUCGGUUGCGUGGCGGUUGAGGGAAGGUCUUAACUCGAGGCUGCCCGAAACUAUUGCUCAUCAGACUGGGAGGAAGCGACAUUGGGAGGAGAGGGAUGGCCCGUCCUUUGUUCCAGCAUCGGUUGCGUGGCAGUUCAGGGAAGGUCUUAACUCGAGGCGGCCUGAAACUAUUGCUCAUCAGAUUGGGAGGAAUCGACAGUGGGAGGAGAGGGAUGGCCUGUCCCGUGUCCCAGCAUCGUUUGCAUGGCGGUUCAGGGAAGAUCUCAACUGGAGGUGGCCCGAAACUAUUGCUCAUCAGAUUGGGAGGAAUCAAUAUUGGCAGGAGAAAGAUGGCCCAACCCGUGUCACAGCAUCGGUUGCAUGGCGGUUCAGGGAAGACCUCAACUGGAGGUCGCCCGAAACUAUUGCUCAUCAGAUUGGGAGGAAUCAACAUUGGCAGGAGACAGAUGGCCCGUCCCGUGUCCCAGCAUCGGUUGCAUGGCGGUUCAGGGAAGAUCUCAACUGGAGGUCGCCCGAAACUAUUGCUCAUCAGAUUGGGAGGAAUCAACAUUGGCAGGAGAGGGAUGGCCCAUCCUGUGUCCCAGCAUCGGUUGCGUGGCGGUUCAGGGAAGAUCUUAACUCGAGGUCGCCCGAAACUAUUGCUCAUCAGAUUGGGAGGAAUCAACAUUGGGAGGAGAGGGAUGGCCCGUCCCGUGUUCCGGCAUUGGUUCCGUGGCGGUUCAGGAAAGGUAUUAACUCGAGGCUGCCCAAACGUAUUGCUCAUCAGAUUAGGCGGAAUCAACAUUGGGAGGAGAGGGAUGGCCCGUCCAGUGUUCCAGCAUCGGUUCCAUGGCGGUUCAGGAAAGGUAUUGACUCGAGGCUGCCCAAACGUAUUGCUCAUCAGAUUAGGCGGAAUCAACAUUGGGAGGAGAGGGAUGGCCCAUCCCGUGCUCCAGCAUCGGUUGCGCGGCAGUUCAGGAAACGUCUUAACUCGAGGGCACCCAAACCUAUUGCUCAUCAGAGUGGGAGGAUCGAGUAUGCAAGCAAGGCAAUAUCUAGAUGGUUGGCUGUUGGUUUGGAUGAUGACGGAGAUCAUCUUCCUUCUGGUUUCUUUCUCCGGCCAGUCUCUGUUGAGGCCAUUGAAUGGCAACAGGGAGAGAAACCGCUAGCCCUGGCCAAAAGUUGUAUAGUUAAUGAAGAUGAUGAAACGGGCCAGGACCAUAUGAAGAAACCUUGGGUGCAUAUAGCCGAAACUGUGAUGGAAGAUUUAGUUUGUUCAUUCAAAGCUUUGAGGAGUGAGAUUAAGGAUCAGAGCUUGGAUGGAAUAAAACCAACUCUGAUUGCUAGAUUCGGGAAAAUUCUUUUUCGAGGGAGUCGUUCGUUUCCAGUGGAAAAUUGUGGAGAUAUGGUUACAAAGGCCUCAUUGACACGGUUGAAAAAAUCAUUUGACUCAAAUCUUCCUUCUUCUUAUAUGGAAAAUGUGACUCAUAAAGUUAUCCCGGAGAUUGGCCUUAGUUUUGAAGAUGAAAAGGAUAUAUAUCAUGUCAAAUUAUCUGAUGAGUCCAGGCCAGGUGAGACCAUCUGCUGCAAAUGUAGUGUUAUUAAGGAUGAGCAGCGACUUGAACUCUAUAAGGUCGAAUUAGGCCAGAUGCGACACAUGGUUGUCGAUGUAUCAUGCCUCAAUAAGGAUCUGGAUAUGAGGUUGAUGUUACGUGCCAAGAGACUCUUUACGUCUAUUAGCGAAAGUGAAAAGAACAGCAUUACGGAUUUGAUUACUUCUGCAGUUUUAGAUUCCAGUGAAAAGGGGGGUUUAAGAUGGCCUCUGAUGAAGCCAUUUUCUGGGGAUAGAUACAGUGUCGUUGGGGCUUGGCAUACGAUCUCUAAAACUUACAAUAAUGCGUCCAUGAGGCUGAAGGUGAAGCAUGCCGAUCGGUUUGAUUUUACGGACUCCCAUGGGGAAGUUGCUGAAGAAAUUACCCUGAAGUUGAAUGGAAUAACUUCUGAAUUGCAUGGACAGAGUCUGGGAACUGAUUCAAUCUGUGAUAUGCUUAAAGACGCAGUAAAGAUGAUGUGGGAGCACUUCUUAUCUUGUGGAAAUACAGUCAUUUGAAUUGGCCUCUCCUUCUCGUGAGAGAGAGAGAGAGAGAGAGAGAAUGUAAUUGAAAGUCAUGGUGAUCGUAUGAGUUUGUCUUGUGAGAAUGUACGAAUUCCAAACCGAAGAUGUAUAUAAGGGCUAAAAAACGUGGGCCUCAUUCUAUUCUUUCGCCUUGUGGGAAUGAAUUUGAUAUAUCA